This is a messenger RNA of Pipistrellus kuhlii (Kuhl's pipistrelle), 512 nucleotides long. Its product is annotated as 60S ribosomal protein L39-like. NCBI's taxonomy places the organism in Eukaryota, Metazoa, Chordata, Mammalia, Chiroptera, Vespertilionidae. Gene Ontology annotation, cellular component: ribosome; cytosolic large ribosomal subunit. Gene Ontology annotation, molecular function: structural constituent of ribosome. Gene Ontology annotation, biological process: translation. The transcript has a single exon. The coding region runs from base 220 to 375 and encodes 51 amino acids. The record is from RefSeq and is a predicted model, not a curated record.
GGCUGCCUGCUGCCCACCCACACUGGGCUGGGGAUUGAGCCCUUGAAUGGAGUCAAAUGAGGGACCCUUUAGUCUGCAGGUUGAAGCUCUAUCCCCUGAGCCAAACCAGCUAGGACAUUGUUACUUUGUUAGUCUUUAGGUUGAUGAUAAAAAUACAGUUCUGGCUCUCUCUUUCUCCACCAUCACCAUCGAGGUGCCUGUGUUCGCCUCUCCUUCACCAUGUCUUCCCACAAGACUUUCAGGAUCAAGAUGUUCCUGGCCAAGAAACAAAAGCAGAAUCGGCCCAUUCCCCAAUGGAUUCCGAUGAAAACUGGUAAUAAAAUCAGGUACAACUCGAAGAGGAGACAUUGGAGAAGAACCAAACUGGGUCUAUGAGAACUCACUCAUGAGAGAUGACUCACAUAUUUAUGCUGUAUCCAGGUUGCCUACACCUUUAAAUGAUUGAAAAGAUGCUACUGUCUGGACAGUUGGAGCAUUUAAAUUGGAGAAUUAAUGGACUUGUGAUUUUACUC